This is a messenger RNA of Brenthis ino (lesser marbled fritillary), 1551 nucleotides long. Lineage: Eukaryota; Metazoa; Arthropoda; Insecta; Lepidoptera; Nymphalidae. The record is from the annotation of a GenBank genome assembly.
AUGAAUGAAAAUAACAAGGUAAGUGACGUCAGCAAUGCUGGCGUCGUUUUUAAUGACAAUAUUUCUGUUCGUCCUUUGUCAUCAGAAGUGGGAUGCCCUCCCACUUCUGCCGGACAUUCUGAUAAUACUGGUUAUGCUGCGGAGCACGUAAGUACUGAGCCUAACACCACUAACAUUACGACGGAAUUUUUUGUGCAAAUGAUGCAGACCAUGCAGCAGAUGUCGGAAAAAUUGAUGUCGCAACAAUAUAAUAAGGUAAAAAUCAACGAUAUAUUUUUACCCUCCUAUGAUCCUGACGGCUCCGUGGGUAUACGAGAAUGGUGUCAACAUAUAUCAAAAGCAAUUGACAAAUAUAAGCUUGAUGAUUAUGACAUCCGAAUGAAGGUAGGUAGUUUAUUAAAGGGUAGAGCUAAGUUAUGGGUAGAUAAUUGGCUUAUUUCAACGAAUUCUUGGGAUGAAUUACGUGAAAACCUGAUUUCAACAUUUGAGCCUGAAAACAGGUAUUCGCGAGACAUAGUAAAAUUUCGUGAACAUUCUUACGAUCAUAAUAAGGAUAUAUCUGAAUUUCUAUCACAAGCCUGGGUUUUAUGGAGACGUAUAACGAAAGAUAAACUAGGUAAUGAUGACGCGGUUGAGGCGGUGAUAGGAUGUAUUAAAGAUGAACAUUUGAGAAUUGAAUUAUUGAACGUACGCGCUGAAUCUGUCCCGGAGCUUAUCUCAGUGGCAUCAUCGAUUCGAUCUUCGAAGAAACGUCCCCCUACUGAACCAGGUACUCAAAAUUACGCUGCGCUGAAACGUACAGUACAUCUAUUUGGAACACCUAACCAAGUAAUAGUUGAUGGUGGUCGCGAGUUCUUGGGAGAUUUUAAAGUGUAUUGUGACAAUGUCGGCAUUAAUAUUCACACGAUAUCGCCAGGAACUAGCCGAGCGAAUGGCCAGGUGGAACGAAUGGUUGGUACACUUAAAAAUGGUCUUAUUAUGAUAAACAACUAUGAAACUGAAGAAUGGCCAGUAGUAUUAGAUAGCUUACAAUUAGCAUUCAAUUGCACACCGCAAAGUACGACUGGGGUUGCACCACUUACACUGCUAACUCGUCGCAAAAAUUGCGUACCCCCCGAGCUUUUUCGUUUGGUUAACUUUGAAAAUCAAACUAUUGAUAUGGAACAACUAUACCAGCAUGUACAACAAAGAAUGCUUAAUGCAGCAGAAAAGGAGAAAAUAAGGUUUAAUAAAAAUAAAGCUAAAAUACGUCCCUUCCAAAAAGGCGAUUAUGUUUUAAUAAAAAAUAAUCCUCGUAAUCAAACUUGUUUAGACUUGAAAUAUAGUGAACCGUAUGAAGUAUGCAGAAUCCUAGAUAACGACCGCUACAUGGUAAAAAAGGUAAUAGGCAAAGGUCGACCGCGCAAGGUUGCUCACGAUCAAAUGCGCCUAGCACCACAACCUGGACAACAGGCGGCCGUAUCGGCGGGGACGGAAGUAGUCACUAGUCAAUCAUCAAGAGACAAUAGCCUGUUGGACCCGCAACCUUCGACGUCUUCUCAGAUAGAUGCC